AUGGGCGGUAAGAUGGCGGAGACCUAUGUCACAGUGGUACACGACCUCGACAUGGCGGCGCAACAAACCUCUGUCAUCGAGAGUCGGGUAGAAAUUCUUGCCACCAAUGAUGACGAUGUCGUGGUGCCUAGUGGGAGAUCCCCCGAUCUUAUAGCCGGCAAAACCUCCAUGAUGUCUAUGGUGAAGAACUUAGUAGAGAUAGAGAUAGAGAUAGACAAUGUCAUCACCACCAUGGACUAA
Messenger RNA from Spirodela intermedia, 240 nucleotides. The record is from the annotation of a GenBank genome assembly. Lineage: Eukaryota; Viridiplantae; Streptophyta; Magnoliopsida; Alismatales; Araceae.